This is a messenger RNA of Amphimedon queenslandica, 509 nucleotides long. RefSeq names its product T-lymphoma invasion and metastasis-inducing protein 1-like. The record is from RefSeq and is a predicted model, not a curated record. Bases 78 to 509 code for a protein of 143 amino acids. Gene Ontology annotation, molecular function: guanyl-nucleotide exchange factor activity. The transcript is spliced from 5 exons. NCBI's taxonomy places the organism in Eukaryota, Metazoa, Porifera, Demospongiae, Haplosclerida, Niphatidae. Gene Ontology annotation, biological process: activation of GTPase activity; small GTPase-mediated signal transduction.
UUAGACAGUACAGCCAAUUCUGUGCAGCCCAGCAUGAGCUCGAGUACAUUCUCAUUAAUGUUACUAAUCGUCAGGAAAUGGAAGAGUUUCUUGAGGUCAGGAACCCGAAACAAAGCCCAUCGCUUACACUCACAGCAUUAUUGAUCAAACCAGUAUUGCGUCUUCUUCGGUAUCCUUUGUUCCUACAAGCACUUAAAGACAUGUCUGAUAAAGACUCGGAAGAGCACCAAAUAUUAAAAGAUACACUAACAUCUGUUUCAAUGGUUACUGAGUACAUUAAUGAAGUGAAAAGAGUUACAGAGUCGUACGCUAAUGUAUUUGAUACAAUACUAGAAGUAUCAGGCCUAGUGGAGUUUGGUAUCAGUGUCCGUGUCAGUGAGUUAUUGAGUCACAUGACAGUCAUGUGGUUGAAUGCACCUGGUACAAUGGGACGUGGUUGGAGGAAGGGACAAGGACCAGAGAUGCAAUGUUUCGGUAAUAAUCUAAGUGAAUCAAAGUCCUUGCAUUAA